AUGACUGGAAAUGAGGCACUGACAUGGAGAAAGGGAGAAAGAAGUUGGGCAAUCAAACUGCAAAUACUUCUUGCUGUUAACACCAUACACGAGGAACGUAUAGUACACUCAGACCUGAAGCCAGCUAAUUUUCUUCUUGUCCGAGGUUCGCUAAAGCUGAUUGAUUUUGGCAUUGCAAAAGCUAUAAUGAGUGAUACAACUAAUAUUCAACGGGAUUCACAGGUGGGUACACUGAGUUACAUGUCUCCGGAAGCAUUCAUGUGCAAUGAGACAGAUGCAAAUGGAAACACCAUAAAGUGUGGACGUCCAUCGGACAUCUGGUCACUUGGUUGCAUCCUUUAUCAAAUGGUGUAUGGAAGAACACCUUUUUCAGAAUACAAGACCUUCUGGGCAAAGUUCAAAGUCAUAACCGACCGAAACCAUGAAAUUAUUUAUGAACCAGUUUCCAAUCCAUGGCUUCUUGAUCUUAUGAAGAAGUGUCUUGCAUGGGAGCGGACUGAAAGAUGGAGGAUUCCUCAGCUACUUCAACACCCUUUUCUUGUUCCUCCAAUCCCAAGUCAAUUAUCUUUCCCUCAUGACCAGAGCUGUAAACUGCUUCAGGUAAUUGCUGAAUCUUGUUCAGAUGAUCAAAAAGCUUUGAAGCUAUGUUCUCAGCUGCAACAAUUACUAAAGGAUCCAAGACCGGGAGGAACAUCUCACGUAUCAAUAUCACAAGAUGAACAACGUAAGUUGCUUUGUGAAAUAUCAAACCUUUGCUUUCAACUCCAGGAACAAUUAUCAAACUUUGAGAGGGAUUAG
Molecule: messenger RNA, 798 nt
Organism: Ilex paraguariensis (yerba mate)
Lineage: Eukaryota; Viridiplantae; Streptophyta; Magnoliopsida; Aquifoliales; Aquifoliaceae
Source: the annotation of a GenBank genome assembly